Messenger RNA from Setaria italica (foxtail millet), 1391 nucleotides. Its product is annotated as late embryogenesis abundant protein, group 3. The record is from RefSeq and is a predicted model, not a curated record. The transcript has 2 exons. Bases 95 to 1207 code for a protein of 370 amino acids. Lineage: Eukaryota; Viridiplantae; Streptophyta; Magnoliopsida; Poales; Poaceae.
ACUCUUCGCAUCCCCGACCAAGCACGCGAGGUAGCGCACGACUGAUAGAAUUCGCUACGGCAUUAGCGCGGCUGCCAAGCUUAAGCGAUCGUCGAUGGCGCGGUCGAUGAGGCUCGCCGUCCCGGCGGCGCUGCUGCUGCUGCUGCUUCUGGCAGUGGCCGCGGUGGGCGAGGUGGCGGCGAAGACGACCGUCGAGGACGUGACGGAGCAGGGCGGCAAGGAGGAGGAGUCGUGGACGGGCUGGGCCAAGGACAAGAUCACCGAGGGGCUCGGGCUCAAGCACCACCCCGACGUCGACGAGGAGGAGGCCGCGCGCAAGGCCGGCCACACCGCCAAGUCCGCGCGCGAGUCCGCCCAGCACGCCGCCUCCGAGGUAGGGAAGAAGGCGGGGGACGCCAAGGACGCGGCGGGGGAUGCGGCGGCGGGCGCGUCGAGCAAGGCGGGCCAUGCCAAGGACCAGGCGAAGGAGACGGUGAAGGGCGCGGCCGGCGAGGCGUCGAGCAAGGCGGGGUACGCCAAGGAGAAGACCAAGGAGGCGGCCGAGGCGGCGAGCCAGCGGGGCGCCGAGGCGCACGAGCGGUCGAAGCAGGGCAAGGCCAAGGUCGAGGAGAAGGCCAGGGAGAAGGCCGGGCAGGGAUACGAGGGCGCCAAGGACAUGGCCGGCAAGGCGCACGAGACGCUGCGGCAGACCACGGACGCUGCCGCGGAGAAGGCCGGCGCGGCCAAGGACGCCGCGUGGGAGACCACGGCCGCCGCCAAGGACAAGGCCGGCGCGGCCAAGGACGCCGCGGCGAAUAAGGCCGGCGCGGCAGCGAAUAAGGCCGGCGCGGCCAAGGACGCCGCGUGGGAGAAGACGGGCUCGGCCAAGGAUGCGGCGGCGGACAAGGCCGGCGCGGCCAAGGACGCGGCGUGGGAGAAGGCGGAGGCGGCGGGCAAGAAGGCGCAGCAGUCGAAGGAGGCGGCCAAGGGGAAGGCCACGGAGAAGGCGGCGUCGGCCAAGGACGCGGCGUGGGAGACGGUGGAGGCGGCCAAGGAGAAGGCCAACGAGGGAUACGAGAAGGUGAAGGAGAAGGCGCGGGAGACGGCCGACACGGCCAAGGAAAGGAUCGAGGAGGUCAAGGAGAAGGUCGCCGGCCCCGACGCCGACAACAAGGGGAAGCACCGGAGGGCGGACGCGGACAAGUACCGGUCGGAGGACGAGCUGUGAGGAAGCCGGCCGGGGUUGGGAUCAGUCAUUGCACGCCUUCUUCUAGGCAUGGUGUUCCUGCUGUUCAUGUUGUUUUCAGUGUGUUGCUCUAGUUUUUCACACGGCUCUGUACUCUUUGUUCCAGCCAUCGUGCUGUUCCUACUUUUGUAUAAUAAUCUGAUAAUGUGCAGACAUGCUUCUUUCA